Scaptodrosophila lebanonensis is the source of this 453-nucleotide messenger RNA. RefSeq names its product pupal cuticle protein Edg-78E-like. The transcript is spliced from 2 exons. Gene Ontology annotation, cellular component: chitin-based extracellular matrix. Bases 1 to 453 code for a protein of 150 amino acids. The record is from RefSeq and is a predicted model, not a curated record. Gene Ontology annotation, molecular function: structural constituent of chitin-based larval cuticle. Lineage: Eukaryota; Metazoa; Arthropoda; Insecta; Diptera; Drosophilidae.
AUGUUCCGUUUACUGCUCAUUGCUUCCAUUGCCAUUGCUGGCGCUUUUGCUGUUGGUAACCCCUCGGAUGCCUACGCCGAAACAGUUAAGAGCAAUAGCGAGAUUAAUCUGGAUAACUAUAGAUACGAAUGGCAGACCAGCAAUGGAAUUUCUGCCCAAGAAUCUGGCAUUGGUGGCGACCAUGCCACAGGUGGAUUUUCUUACUACUCGCCAGAGGGUGAACUCGUUCAACUGAACUAUGUGGCCGAUGCCAAUGGCUUCCAGCCAGCGGGCUCCCACGUGCCCACACCACCACCAAUUCCAGCUGCGAUCAUCCGCUCCUUGGAAUACAUCAGAACCCACCCGCAAUACGUUGAGCCCGAAUACCCUCAACAGCGUGUUCAACAACGUGUUCAACAGCGUGCGCCUGUGCGUCAAGGACAGCGUCAGUUCUCGAAGGCUUUUGCUGGUUAA